This is a messenger RNA of Vicia faba (fava bean), 510 nucleotides long. NCBI's taxonomy places the organism in Eukaryota, Viridiplantae, Streptophyta, Magnoliopsida, Fabales, Fabaceae. The record is from the annotation of a GenBank genome assembly.
AUGACUACUAAAGGAGGGAUUAGAGGAUUACCAACUCAGUUCUUAUUGGAGAUAGCUCGUUACUUUUCCAGAAUGAAGAGUACAGUUGCUUUUGAGACAAUCUUUGCUCUACUUGCUUACAGAUUGUUCUUAUUUCCUAAUGUGGACAAGUUUGUCGACAUUAACACUAUCAGGAUUUUCAUGAUUGGAAACCCAGUUCCUACACUAUUGGGUGAUGCUUAUUAUUCUGUUCAUAUUCGGAAUUAUUAUCAUGGGGGAAUGAUUAUCUGUUGCACGCCUCUAUUGUACCGGUGGUUCAUUUCUCAUAUGCCUCGGUCUGAUGCUUUUUGGGAUGUCAAGAAGGAACCCCAUUGGGCUCCAAAGAUCAUGGCACUUACUCACUCGGAUAUUGAUUGGUAUCAUCGAGCUUACCAGGACGUAGAGAUUAUUGACAAUUAUGGUAGUUUCCCCAAUGUACCGCUUCUUGGUACAAAGGGAGGAAUUAACUAUAACCGUGUUCUUGCACUGUGA